AUGAACACAUCAACUUUAUUUAUUUCACACUUUUCGAGGAUAAUAAUACAAACAAGAUGUUUGUUUGGCGUUCACCAUAAUCCGAAACGUCAAAUUUUUUAUAUUAAACUAAAUAACAAUGAAAGAGCAACUUUAUUGUACAAAAAAAAUGACAAUAUUCUGGAUAUAAAAUCUGUGUAUGUACCGGAAGAAUAUGAAAAUCGAGGAAUUGCAAGAUUAUUAGCCGAGGUAUUUUAUUUUUAUAAUUAUUUAAUUAUGAUACUGAAAUUGAGAGACAUUUAAUAAUUUUUAGAAUAUUUUAAAAAAUAAAUUAUAGCAAGAAAAAUAGAAGCUCUAAAAAAUUAUCAAUGAAAUUUUUUAAAA
Molecule: messenger RNA, 363 nt
Organism: Cotesia congregata
Lineage: Eukaryota; Metazoa; Arthropoda; Insecta; Hymenoptera; Braconidae
Source: the annotation of a GenBank genome assembly